Dermacentor andersoni is the source of this 3349-nucleotide messenger RNA. Its product is annotated as very long chain fatty acid elongase AAEL008004-like. The record is from RefSeq and is a predicted model, not a curated record. Gene Ontology annotation, cellular component: endoplasmic reticulum membrane. Gene Ontology annotation, biological process: fatty acid elongation, saturated fatty acid; fatty acid elongation, polyunsaturated fatty acid; fatty acid elongation, monounsaturated fatty acid. Gene Ontology annotation, molecular function: fatty acid elongase activity. Lineage: Eukaryota; Metazoa; Arthropoda; Arachnida; Ixodida; Ixodidae.
ACGCAGAGUUGAUACAGGCGUGAAGGUCUUGGCUUUGCGCCCUAUGCUGGUGGUUAUAGGGGCCCAAGCAUCGUGUUUUGGGACGCUGCCUUGACUAUGAAAAUACCCUCCUUCAGUGCGUCGCAAAGAAAAGCUCAUGAACGAAUGCGGUGGCUCAGUGUGGCCCGAAACAUCAGCAAGAACAAGAACCUGAGAUCCCAGCUCAUAGCGGCAGCACGUCCGUGUCAGACGUCUGCUCCUACCCACGGCGAGGAUCCAAGAUGCUGACACUUGUCCUGGCUCCCGUGAGAUACCUAUGGGAAGUGUACGAGAAAGGAGACCCCCGAACGAAGAACUAUCCUCUAGUGCUUAACCCUUUGUUCGUGUUCCCUUUCCUCGCCGGCUACUUGUACUUCGUGAAGGUUGCCGGGCCCCGAUGGAUGGCGAACAAGGAACCGUACAGAAUCAUUAACCUCAUCCGUUUCCACAACGCGUUCAUGGUCGUCGCUUCUGCCUGGUUUCUUUACCUGCUCCUCAAGUUCACGUACCUUCCUGGAGGCCGCUACAGCUUGUGGUGCCAGGGUAUCACUGGCUACAUGGACGAAGAGAUGGCACGCUAUUACAAGUACGGCUGGUUCUUCAUUGCAGCACGCUAUGCCGAUCACUUGGACACGGUGUUCUUCGUGCUCCGUAAGAAGUUCACUCACAUCACUCACCUGCACGUCAUUCAUCACACCAUCGUCACGAUAAACAUCUGGUACUGGUCUCUAUACGCCCCUGAGGGACAGCCGGCGUUCGGCCUCGGUCUCAACGUGUUCGUGCACAUCAUCAUGUACACCUACUAUCUGCUGGCAACUAUGGGACCGGCUGUGAGGAAAUACCUCUGGUGGAAGAAGUACUUGACGAGACUCCAGAUUGCCCAAUUUGUGCUCUCCAUAACUCACAUGUCGAUACCACUGUUCGUUGAGUGUGGAUUUCCAAGACACCUGAUUGUCAUAGCCAACCUGCAGACAUUCCUAAUACUGUGUUUGUUCGUCAAUUUUUACGUAAAAGCUUACGUUACCCGCAAGGAUAACGGAUCUGGUAGCGUUCACGUGCGUUUGACCACAAAUGACUGCGAUGCACUUCGCAAAGAACAAUAAAUUGGGCCAGCUGAUCUAUAAAAACAAAAGCAGAUUACACGUUGAUAAUAAAAUAUAAUCAACGAACGCUUAUUGAUUAUGAUGCAAAAGCCGUUGAAUCUUAAUUUUACCACUGAAACAAAGAAUAGGCUUCCAUGAGAAGAUGCGAGAGUAACUGAUUUAUUAUAAGCUUUGCUAGGCGAUAUAACAUUUCCUGGAAUUAACUACAGGCCUUAAUAUUUUAACUAAAGAAGGAGGAGUUCACGUUUCCGUUAUUUCAUCAAACUGAAGAAAAUACGUUGCUUAGAGCAGUAUAGCCGGUCCUCUUCGUAUAUGUGUGGUAAUGAUUUCAAGGAACAAGUAACUAUAGGUGAAUCUGUUUUUGUGAUUUGAGCACAAGCACACACUUAGCCUAAAUUUUAUAGGCAUAGUUGGGUCCGAGUACGUAGACUAAUGUGAGGAAGUUGAUGCCGGUGUCGGUGAGCACAUCAGCAGAAUACACUAUGCGAAAGAAAUGUGGGGGUGGGAGGCAAGAUAUUGAUGAAGUCUUUCUGCACUUAAUUUGUAAUAGUGGAUCACCUGGUUUGAAGUCAUAGAGUCGGGUCACAAGCACUGCCAAAUUUCACCGUCUUGCGUUAUACGAAACGUUUCCUUGUGCAUUUUAAAAAUUAAUUUCAUUUCUUGCCCUGGUCUUUUAACGUGUCAUAAAUCCCUCAUUGACUGCAUAACCAUAUCUUGAUGUAAAACACCCAGAAUAUUUGAAUUGUUAUUAAACACAUCAACGAACCAAUCUCGCACAAAAUUUCUGUUUAGAUGCGUUGUUGUGCAUUAUGAAAUUUGUAUUCAAUUGAAUCCCAUGCUUAUUUAGGACCAGAGCUGUGCAAAAAGUACAUGUGUUCCUUGUCAUGGUUCUGCAUAAACUAUACACGGCAUAGCCAGCCCAGUAACGAGUGAUAACUUCGUUUUUAACUUGGCUCUUAUAGCAGGAGCAUUGAAUUUUCUAGUGUAAUGCUGGUAAACAGUGAAACAGUGUGUAUCAAAAAAGUCUUGCUGAUAUUCUUGCUGCCAUCAUAUCCAUUAUUGUUUCAGUCGGCAUCUUCGGACUUCAUCAUCUCUUCAAAAUAGUACUGAAAGCAAUUUCGUUUGUUGUACUACGAUUCAGUAUGAAUCGUAUAUGAGCAAUACGGAAUCACGACGCUCAUGCUUAUGACAAAAAAAAAAAAAAACACGGAGACAUAUGACAAAGAACGAAAUGUGUGCAGUAACCUGAAACAAGAACGAAGGUCUUUGGCAGCAAAGCCAAAACAACUUGAUUGCUCGGGAAAGUGGCGUCGACGGCUUCCUUUCCAAAAUUAUUUUAGGACUGUGAUAUCCCCUCAGUCUUAUGGCAUGCGACAAAUACUCACCGGUGGAGAAGCCGACGACGGAAUUCGCAUCGCACGCUAGUAUUCAUAGCACUUUUCUACUAAUCAUAAAAUUACUUUGCUAUCAGAGGAACUCCUCUCACAAAUCUCAUGCCACAAAAGUUCUUCGAGUCCUAAAAAUAUAAGUGGAGUUAUCGCACCGAUACCCAGCGUUCUCUCUCUUUUCGUCGCCCCUAACGCGCCGGAAGCUACACAGCGGAGACUCCAAGAAGGUAAAGCCCCGGUAGAAAAAUUGAGUGUCGCGGCGGUGAUAGAGAUCGUCGCGGCACCGUGUGGCGGCCGCGGUGGACUACGUUACGCAGCACGCCGCUGAAAUCUCGGAUGCCACGCGCAUAGUGCGAAGGUGAAAUCAGACCACACACACACACACACACACACACACACACACACAUAUACAUAUACAUAUAUAUAUAUAUAUAUAUAUAUAUAUAUAUAUACAUGUCAUCGUCAGCCUGGUUACGCCCACUGCAGGGCAAAGGCCUCUCCCAUACUUCUCCAACUACCCCGGUCCUGCACUAAUUGUGGCCAUGUUGUCCCUAAAAAACUUCUUAAUCUCAUCCGCCCACCUAAAUUUCUGCCGCCCCCUGCUACGCUUCCCUUCCCUUGGAAUCCAGUGCGUAACCCUUAAUGACCAUCGGUUAUCUUCCCUCCUGAUUACAUGUCCUGCCCAUGGCCAUUUCUUUUCCUUGAUCUCAACUAAGAUGUCAUUAACCCGCGUUUGUUCCCUCACCCAAUCUGCUCUUUUCUUAUCCCUUAACGUUACACCCAUCAUUAUUCUUUCCAUAGCUCGUUGCCUCGUCCUCAAUUUAAGUAGAACCCUUUUCG